Molecule: messenger RNA, 1330 nt
Organism: Sabethes cyaneus
Lineage: Eukaryota; Metazoa; Arthropoda; Insecta; Diptera; Culicidae
Product: angiopoietin-related protein 2-like
Exons: 3
Coding region: 1-819 (272 amino acids)
Source: RefSeq, a predicted model, not a curated record
AUGAUAGUUUCUUUGGUGAUGUUUAUCCUGGUGGGAAUCGGCGGUCCAACGUUCGCAUCCGAUUCCAGUGGUUUCGGAUAUGAACUGAUUCUUGGAGAAUUCGAUCAGCUGCGACAACACCUUUUCGAUAUUGGUAAUAAAACUCAGCAAACAUUGCCCAUCAAAGCCGUUAAAGUGGCCCUCGGUAUGCACGAAAUACAAUCAUGUCAAGAUACACUGAACACUACCAGUGGAGUGUUCCAGAUAUAUCCAGAACAGUCAACCAUUCCGUCAAUGUUCGUAUAUUGUGACCAUACUGUGGAAAAGGGUGGUUGGAUUGUUGUACACCGACGUUUCGAUGGCAAAUUGAACUUCAAUCGAAAUUGGACUGAAUAUCGGGAGGGGUUUGGAAAUCUGCAAGGUGAAUACUGGUUAGGAUUGGAAAAGAUGCAUUUAAUCACUCGAAGUGCUAACUACGAGCUACUGGUGGUUAUGAAGAGCUUCAACGGUACAACGAAAAGUGCUCGCUUCGGUCGAUUCAUGGUGGCCAGUGAGUUUGAAAAUUACAAACUCAUCUUGGGUAAAUUCAUGAGGGGAGAUGCUCGUGACAGUUUCUUUGAUCAUGAUGGACUUAUGUUCAGCACUAUGGAUCGGGAUAACGACAGGGACACCGGUAGUUGUGCAAGAUCUUAUAAAAGUGGUUGGUGGUUUAGUGCGUGUUAUACAGUAAAUCUAAAUGGAGAAUAUGAGGAAGACAACGAUUCGUCCAUGAGUUGGUUUAGAUUUUUUAACAACCACAAUUGCUUAAAAGAGGCACGUAUGUUGAUUAGAAGAAUAUAGAGGAUACAUAUGGAAUAUUCAUAUUAAUUUGAAAUUCAUGUAACGUAUAGUAACAGUAACUUACAAUCUGGAACAAACUCUGUAUGAUAACAAGUUGUAGUCACAAAAUGGUGAGUAUGCUGGUUGUAAUGCAACACUUAGGCUUCACUUUUUUCAGUGUGAGAACAUACGACAAAUUUAAAAAAUAUAUAAAUGAAUGUAGGAAUAAUAAUAUUAGGCUCAUCAAAGGCGAAUCAAAGAGUUAGAGCAGACUCGCCCAUAAGAUUUACCCGGGAAAAGCAAAGUAAACUGUUUUAGUCAUACGGCCUAAUAACAGUUAAGUGCGUUGUUCUUAUCGCAGGUGCAUGUGCUAUUAGCAUAUUCCUAGUAGGUGCCGAAGCCUACAAGAUGGUAAAUUGAUCGGCACUUGUUCUAAUAAUGCUGAGCGUUUGAUAUCUUGUAUUAACGGGAAACUAGCAGUCAUUAACUUUUCGUCAGAAAACCCAAUUUCGGAAGAAGUUUUUCGGCCCAA